AUGCAGUCACCGCCACAUGAAGAGUUUGGCACAUGUUUGAAGAAGUAUUUCAACAAUACAAGCCUUUCAGACGCGGUCAUUAAAUGCGGAGGUCGAUGUUUUGCAGUCCACAGUCUUGUCCUUUUUUGCCACUCCGAAUACUUCAAAAAGCAGCUCGAUGGGCCGUGGAAGGAGAGUUCUGAGCGAGUGAUAGAAAUUAUGGAUUUCGACCCCGCUGUUGUCGAGGCAAUGACACUUUUCCUCUACUGUUUUGAUUACGAGUCCCCCGCCGACUCAUCAGCUAUGAUGUUCCAUGCCAAAGUGUAUCAAAUCGGUGAUAAAUAUGACAUCGAGGCGUUGAAGAGACUCGCUGCGAUGAAGUAUCGCACUAGUAUUGAAGCGGGAUGGGAGAUGGAUAGCUUUCCAGAUGCAAUCGCCCUGGCAUAUACAACUACGCCAUCGGGGGAUAGGGGAUUACGUGAUAUUGCUGUGGAGAUUACAUUCAAGAGGCUCGGCAAGCUGAUGACCCAAGACGCGUUCUGUGGAAUGAUGCGCGAUAAUCCAGAGAUCGCUGCUGACAUUAUUCGAUUUACAAAUAAGACAUGUGAAAGGGUCAGGGAAUAUAAGUGCAGAACUACUGCCCGUGUUGUGAUACCCGUCACUCCUCUUGGAGACCUGAGGCUGGGAGAUAAAAACUACCCAGACGGUCUUGGCUGGUUCGGAUACUGUUAA
Fusarium proliferatum ET1 is the source of this 711-nucleotide messenger RNA. RefSeq lists its product as uncharacterized. The record is from RefSeq and is a predicted model, not a curated record. Gene Ontology annotation, molecular function: protein binding. NCBI's taxonomy places the organism in Eukaryota, Fungi, Ascomycota, Sordariomycetes, Hypocreales, Nectriaceae. Bases 1 to 711 code for a protein of 236 amino acids. The transcript is spliced from 4 exons.